Messenger RNA from Pieris macdunnoughi, 3093 nucleotides. NCBI's taxonomy places the organism in Eukaryota, Metazoa, Arthropoda, Insecta, Lepidoptera, Pieridae. The record is from the annotation of a GenBank genome assembly.
AUGUCCGGCUUAAACUCUUUAUUUGACUGUUUCGAAGAGCCAUCUUCUAAUGAAAUAUGCUUACAAGUUCCUAAUGUUGACAAUGUGGAGACAUCAAAAGAUGAAAAAAUUCAAAAAAAGAGAGCUCACGAACAAGUGGAAUAUGCUGAUACAGAAGUUCAACCAGAGGAUAAUAAGAAACUUAAACCUGAUGAAGAUGAGAGUGAUUUAUUAGCAGAUCUGAACUUAGAUUUAGCUAAUUCUCGAAUAGUCAUUCACACCCUUGAAACACAUGAAGGUUGCACUCAUGAAGUAGCAGUGCCUCCAAAUCAUGAAUAUUUACCCCUGGUUCCAUUAUCUGGUACUCCAGUAAAACAGUAUAGUUUCAUAUUGGAUCCAUUUCAAAAGGAAGCUAUUAUGUGCAUUGACAAUCUGCAGUCGGUACUUGUUUCUGCACACACAUCAGCUGGAAAAACAGUUGUUGCUGAGUAUGCCAUAGCAUUAUCCCUGAAGAAAAAACAAAGAGUUAUAUACACAACACCCAUAAAAGCUUUAUCAAAUCAGAAAUACAGAGAGUUUUCAGAGGAAUUUAUUGAUGUUGGUUUAAUUACUGGAGAUGUUACUAUUAAUCCUACUGCAUCCUGUCUUAUUAUGACUACUGAGAUUUUGCGGAAUAUGUUAUACAGAGGAUCAGAAAUCAUGCGUGAGGUUGGUUGGGUUGUGUUUGAUGAAAUUCACUACAUGAGGGAUAAAGAAAGAGGUGUUGUAUGGGAAGAAACUUUGAUUCUUCUCCCCGACAAUGUUCACUACGUGUUUCUAUCUGCUACUAUCCCCAACGCACGUCAAUUCGCUGAAUGGGUGUGUCGUCUCCAUUCGCAACCCUGUCACGUGGUCUACACCGAAUAUCGGCCCACCCCUCUACAACAUUAUAUAUUCCCAGCUGGAGGUGACGGAAUCCAUCUAGUUGUUGAUGAGAAGGGUCAAUUCAAAGAAGGUAAUUUCAACACAGCCAUGACAGUUCUAAGUAACGCCGGAGAUGCGGGUAAGGGUGACCAGCGCGGGCGUCGCGGAGGCUUCAAAGGGGGAAAUAAUACGAAUAUUUUUAAUAUCGUCAAGAUGAUAAUGGAGAGGAACUUUGCCCCAGUAAUCAUAUUCAGCUUCAGUAAGAAGGAUUGUGAGCUGUAUGCAAUGCAAAUGGCGAAAUUGGACUUUAAUACUAUUGAAGAAAAGAAACUGGUUGAUGAGGUAUUCAAUAAUGCAAUGGAUGUGUUAUCUGAGGAGGAUAGGAAACUGCCGCAAGUUGAGAAUGUCAUUCCGUUACUGAGACGCGGUAUUGGAAUACAUCACGGUGGUCUUCUGCCCAUACUUAAGGAGACCAUUGAGAUUCUAUUCGGAUUAGGACUUAUUAAGGCACUAUUUGCGACGGAGACCUUCGCUAUGGGCCUCAACAUGCCGGCGAGGACCGUUGUUUUCACCAAUUGUCAGAAAUUCGAUGGCAAAGAUUUCAGAUUUAUAACAUCAGGCGAGUAUAUUCAAAUGUCUGGACGUGCUGGGCGUCGAGGAUUGGACGACAAGGGGAUUGUUAUUUUGAUGAUUGACCAAAAAGUGGCUCCUAACACAGUAAAGUCCAUGGUUCAGGGUAAAGCGGAUCCUAUUAAUUCGGCCUUCCACCUCACUUAUAAUAUGGUGUUAAAUCUAUUGCGAGUGGAAGAAAUAAAUCCCGAAUAUAUGUUGGAGAGAAGUUUCUUCCAGUUUCAAAAUCAGGCCGCUAUUCCAGAUAUUAUAGAGAAGGUUAAAACAAAACAGAAGGAAUAUGAUGCGUUAGGCAUAGAGCAGGAACACUCUAUAGCGUCGUAUUGUGCUCUUCGUUCACAAUUAGACCUUUUGGGAGCUCAAUUCCGCUCUUUUAUUACACGUCCUGAAUACCUUAAGCCAUUCCUACAGCCCGGACGACUUGUUAAGAUAAAAACCGAAAAAUACGAAUAUGACUGGGGAAUUAUAGUGAACUUUAGGCACAAAACAAAAGGGAAAAAGGGGAAACACGAGAAUCCCUUAACCGCUGAAACAGUCAUAUUAGUAGAUACGCUGUUACACGUAAAGAAAUCAAGUGGAGACGAUCCAGACACUAAUGUACCAUGUCCACCUGGUGAGACGGGAGAUGUUGAAGUCGUUCCAGUACUACACACUUUGAUAAAUCAAAUAAGCUCGCUGAGAGUCUAUUAUCCGAAGGAUUUAAGACCAGCGGAUAGUCGGAAGUCCGUACUGAAGACAAUAAAUGAAGUGAAAAAACGUUUCCCUGACGGACCACCUUUGUUAAAUCCAAUAAAGGAUAUGAAAAUUGACGAACCAGUGUUCAAGGACUGUGUGGAUAAAAUCAAAUUGUUUGAAGAGAGGUUAUUUGCUCAUCCUUUACACAAAGACAAGAAUCGAGGAGCGCUAACAGCCGCGUAUGAAAAGAAACAAGAAAUAUAUGACGAACUAAAGCAAGCGAAAGGUGAACUUAAAAAAGCGAAAAGUAUUUUACAAAUGGACGAUUUAAAGAAACGUAAACGUGUUCUUAGACGAAUGGGAUAUUGUACUAUGUCUGAUGUUAUCGAACUCAAAGGGCGAAUUGCCUGCGAGCUCAGUAGUGCUGACGAGCUGUUACUGACAGAGUUAAUAUUUAACGGAGUUUUCAACUCAUUGACACCAGAGCAAUGUGCAGCUUUAGUAAGCUGUUUUGUUUGUGACGAGAAUUCGACGCAGGCUUCUGCCACUGGCGAGGAGUUGAAAGGUGUUUUAAGACAAUUACAGGAAUAUGCUAGAAGAAUUGCAAAGAUAUCUAUAGAAGCCCAUAUGGAUUUAGUAGAAGACGAGUAUGUGGGCAAAUUCAAAUGUACGAUUAUGGAUGUUGUACUCGCCUGGGCCAAAGGCGCGAAUUUCCUGCAAAUAUGCAAAAUGACAGAUGUUUUUGAAGGUUCAAUAAUCCGUUGCAUGCGUCGCCUAGAAGAGGUAUUACGUCAGUUAUGCCAAGCGGCCGUAAAUAUUGGUAACGUUGACUUGGAGAACAAAUUCAGUGAAGCCAUUAAAAUGCUCAAACGAGACAUCGUUUUCGCCGCCAGUCUUUACAUGUAG